Messenger RNA from Neogale vison (American mink), 729 nucleotides. It is a transcript of the gene TSPAN16, whose product is annotated as tetraspanin 16. Gene Ontology annotation, cellular component: membrane. Lineage: Eukaryota; Metazoa; Chordata; Mammalia; Carnivora; Mustelidae. The record is from RefSeq and is a predicted model, not a curated record.
AUGGAUGAAAUGCACACUCUGUAUUCUUCCCUGAAGAGACUGUUAUCUUUCUUCAAUGACUUCAGAGUUAUGUCUGGUUUGAUCCUCAUAGAUGGCCUGGGCAUCUAUGUCAAAUUCAGAGAGGCUGUCCUGGCAAGGGUCCUUGGGCUAUCCUCUGCAUAUCUCCUUAACACUGACUGUCUGUGCCCAGCAGUGGGCUGCCUCACGGUGCUUCUCGGCUUUGUUGGGUGGUAUGGAGCAACCAGAGAAAAUAGGGGCACUCUCUUGUUUUGUCUCCUGUCCACAGUUACUAUUCUCAUUGUUGAAAUCAUAGUUGUCGCCGUGGUCCUUGCCCUAUUCCACAUUGUUCCACAUUGGGGGCACCUUGCUGUUUUGUGGGCCCACAACGAUGAGCCAGAUGACUGUUCCACAGAAUGGGACUUGGUCAUGGAGAAGUGGAAGUGCCGUGGGGAGAAGAACUACACAGAUCUUUCCGUCUUCUCCUUUGAAAUGACAACUGAUGGUUACUCCUGCCCCAGGAGCCGUGGUAAAGCCAUCAGGACCACAGCCUGUGACGGGCACAACGCGUCCACAGACAUCACCCACCAGGAGACAAUAACCCAGACUCAGAGCUUCAGCUGGAGUGGGGGCUUACUGGAGGCAGCAGUGAUACAGCUGCCAGGAAUUCUGCCACGUCACUGCUAUUUAUCAAACGAGGCUGACAGAGCUGGGGGAUGGCGGGACACCUGA